UGCUAGGCAACAGAGAGGCGCCCCGUGCGGGGCGGGGCCUAAGGAGCUCUGCCAAGCGGUUCGGGGCUGAUUCUGGAGCACCGAGGUAGCUCCGCCCGUUUCGUUAAGUAUCCCGCCAACGCUCCCCGCCCAGGAGUCGCGGGCUCUCCUAGACUAAGCCUAGCCCGAAACACUGCAGAGAGUUAGUGACUCCCUAAGCUUCCAGGUCAAAACAGAGGCAGAAGUAAGAGACUGAGACUACCAGACCCACAAUGCAACACGGCUCAGACGGCAAUCGCGAGAGGACGUGUUUCCAGAGCGGAGUUACUUCGCGGCAUGGCAAUCUAAACUUUUCUCCCCUCCCCCGGAGGCGGCGGGUCUCUGUUUUAGGUUUCAGAGUAAGACAACUUUUACGUGAAUUACUUUUAGAGUUUCUCCCAGACACCCAAAUCCCUUGGCCCUAAACCAAGAAGGACGCACCGUACUACGUGUAAACGCUCCGCUUCCCAGAAUUAAAACCCUGUUAACGUGACUUACCCCAGCUACAGCUCUCUGUGUUCUAACUCCACGACGGACGCCGAACGCCGGUUACUACAGAAACGGCGUCCCUUCCGUCACGUGGUAGCUAAAGGUAAAAGGUCACGUUUAGAUGACGACAGUUCCGUUUCUGGUUCCGGCUUGGAGCUACCUGGUUCGGAAUAGAGUCGCGACCGUUUCGGGGAGCUUAAAGAGCCCAACGUAAGAAUCGGAGCCGACUUUGAAGGGUUCGCGGGAACAUCCACGUAAACAUGGCAGCCUCCACUGCGGCCGGAAAGCAGCGGAUCCCCAAAGUGGCUAAGGUGAAAAACAAAGCUCCUGCUGAAAUACAAAUCACAGCUGAACAGCUUUUAAGGGAAGCUAAAGAAAGAGAGCUUGAGCUUCUUCCACCACCUCCUCAACAGAAGAUCACAGAUGAAGAAGAAUUAAAUGAUUAUAAACUAAGAAAAAGAAAGACUUUUGAGGACAAUAUAAGGAAGAAUAGAACUGUGAUUAGCAACUGGAUAAAAUAUGCACAAUGGGAAGAGAGUCUAAAGGAAAUUCAAAGAGCCCGUUCCAUAUACGAGCGUGCCUUGGAUGUCGACUAUCGAAAUAUCACUCUCUGGCUAAAAUAUGCAGAAAUGGAAAUGAAAAAUCGCCAAGUAAAUCAUGCCCGAAAUAUCUGGGAUCGAGCCAUCACUACUCUUCCCCGGGUCAACCAGUUCUGGUAUAAAUACACUUAUAUGGAGGAGAUGCUGGGAAAUAUUGCUGGAGGCCGGCAGGUUUUUGAACGCUGGAUGGAAUGGCAGCCUGAGGAACAAGCCUGGCAUUCCUAUAUCAACUUCGAACUGAGAUAUAAAGAGGUGGAUCGAGCACGUAGCAUUUAUGAAAGAUAUAUCCUUUUGCACCUGAUGUUAAAUUGGAUCAAGUAUCUCGCUUUGAGAAAAACAUGGCUACUUGCUCAUGCAAGGAAAGUAUAUAAAGCUGUGGAAUUCUUUGGAGAUGAGCAUAUGGAUGAACAUCUCUAUGUAGCCUUUGCAAAGUUUGAAGAAAAUCAGAAAGAAUUUGAAAGGGUACGAGUGAUCUAUAAAUAUGCCCUGGACAGGAUUUCAAAGCAGGAAGCCCAAGAACUCUUUAAAAAUUACACAAUCUUUGAAAAGAAAUUUGGGGAUAGACGAGGUAUUGAAGACAUCAUUGUCAGUAAACGGAGAUUUCAAUAUGAAGAGGAGGUGAAGGCCAAUCCACACAAUUAUGAUGCCUGGUUUGAUUAUUUGCGAUUGGUGGAAAGUGAUGCAGAACCAGACACUGUGCGGGAGGUAUACGAAAGAGCCAUUGCCAACGUGCCCCCUAUCCAAGAGAAGAGGCAUUGGAAGCGCUAUAUCUACCUCUGGAUCAACUAUGCACUUUAUGAAGAGUUGGAGGCAAAGGAUCCAGAGAGGACCAGACAGGUAUAUCAAGCUUGUUUGAAAUUGAUUCCGCACAAAAAGUUCACUUUUGCCAAAAUAUGGCUACUGUAUGCCCAGUUUGAAAUAAGACAAAAAAAUCUACCAUUUGCUAGAAGAGCUUUGGGAACCUCUAUUGGCAAGUGUCCCAAAAACAAAUUGUUUAAAGUCUACAUUGAAUUGGAAUUGCAACUUCGAGAAUUUGAUCGGUGCCGAAAGCUUUAUGAAAAGUUCCUGGAAUUUGCACCAGAAAAUUGUACAUCAUGGAUCAAAUUUGCUGAAUUGGAGACGAUUCUUGGAGAUAUUGAGAGAGCCCGCGCAAUAUAUGAGUUGGCUAUUAGCCAGCCACGUUUAGACAUGCCAGAGGUGCUCUGGAAAUCUUACAUUGAUUUUGAAAUUGAACAAGAAGAAUCUGAAAAAACAAGAAGCCUUUACAGAAGAUUGCUGCAACGAACACAGCAUGUAAAGGUAUGGAUCAGUUUUGCCCAGUUUGAACUCUCAGCAGGAAAUGAAGAAAGUUUAACUAAAUGCAGACAAAUAUAUGAAGAAGCCAACAAAACUAUGAGAAACUGUGAAGAGAAGGAAGAAAGACUCAUGUUACUAGAAUCCUGGCGAAAUUUUGAAGAUGAAUUUGGGACAGAAUCUCAUAAAGAGAGAGUGGACAAACUCAUGCCAGAGAAAGUGAAGAAGAGAAGAAAAGUACAGGCAGAAGAUGGGUCUGAUGCUGGCUGGGAAGAGUACUAUGACUAUAUCUUUCCAGAAGAUGCCGCAAACCAGCCCAAUCUCAAACUGCUGGCGAUGGCCAAACUUUGGAAGAAACAGCAACAAGAAAAGGAUGCUGCAGAGCAAGACCCAGACAGAGACAUGGAUGAGAGUGAAUCUUGACUUUUUCUAUGUUGUUCCAUUUUUGUUAUUUUUAUAAAUUCCUACUCUACAAUUAUUGUGACUUAGGAGACUUUUGUGCAAUAUUUUUUAUCAUUGUUAACCUUGUACCUUUGCAAUGCUAUGCCUUUAAAAUAUUGCUAAGUUAGCAUUGAGAAGAUUGUAAAUAACGGACAUAAAAAUUUUUUUUAUAAUACAGAUUUAUGUUUUGAUAAUGUUUAGUGACUUUUCAAGGUACAGAAUUUUAAAAAUAUCUUAGAUUGGAUUGAUUAUAUAACUACAAGACAGUUUUCAAAUGUUAUCUUGUCAAGUAGUAACCAUUAAGUUUACAUUUUCUAUACUUUGCCUGAGAAAGAACUAGUCUGUCAUUUUUAACAUAUAGUGUGGGCUAUGUUGUGGGUUUUAUACAUUUAGGAUUCCUUAUGAGAAAUUGUUGGGUGUAUUCAGAUUAAUAUAAAUAUUAAAUACUUAUAACUGUUUUUAUAGGCAGUAUGACAGUGGAUAGAGUGCUAGAAUUGUAGUUAGAAAAGCCUCAGUGUGAAUACCAGUAUGUUGUAUACUAAGAAAAUCACUUGACUUUCAAUGUCUGUUUCCCCGUCUAUAAAAUGGAAAUGAUAAUAGCACUUACCUUUCAGAAAAUAUAUACAGAAUGCCUUGUAUAUCUUCAAAAGCUAUAU
Sarcophilus harrisii (Tasmanian devil) is the source of this 3496-nucleotide messenger RNA. RefSeq names its product crooked neck-like protein 1. Gene Ontology annotation, biological process: mRNA splicing, via spliceosome; spliceosomal complex assembly. Gene Ontology annotation, cellular component: post-mRNA release spliceosomal complex; U2-type catalytic step 2 spliceosome; precatalytic spliceosome. The transcript has 15 exons. The coding region runs from base 768 to 2822 and encodes 684 amino acids. Lineage: Eukaryota; Metazoa; Chordata; Mammalia; Dasyuromorphia; Dasyuridae. Gene Ontology annotation, molecular function: protein binding. The record is from RefSeq and is a predicted model, not a curated record.